This is a messenger RNA of Fukomys damarensis (Damara mole-rat), 3048 nucleotides long. RefSeq names its product activating signal cointegrator 1 complex subunit 2-like. Gene Ontology annotation, biological process: regulation of DNA-templated transcription. Gene Ontology annotation, molecular function: ubiquitin binding. The transcript has a single exon. The coding region runs from base 48 to 2345 and encodes 765 amino acids. The record is from RefSeq and is a predicted model, not a curated record. Lineage: Eukaryota; Metazoa; Chordata; Mammalia; Rodentia; Bathyergidae.
GUAGUACAGCGCCGGUGGUGAAGCCACCGAGAGGCUCACGCAGCACAAUGCCAGCUCUGCCCCUGGAUCAACUGCAGAUCACCCUCAAGGACCCGAAGACAGGAAAGCAGAGGACUUUACCAGCGCUGAGCCGGGAGCAGAAAGCAGACCGGUAUUUUGUGUUAUACAAACCGCCUCCUAAAGACAACAUUCCGGCCCUAGUGGAGGAGUACCUGGAACGCGCCACCUUCAUAGCCAAGGACUUGGACUGGCUCCUGGCCUUGCCUCACGAUAAAUUCUGGUGCCAGGUAAUCUUUGAUGAGACCCUGCAAAAGUGUCUAGACUCCUACCUGCGCUAUGUCCCCCGUAAAUUCGACAAGUGGGUGGCCCCGAUCCCUGAGGUUGCUGAAAUGCAAAAACAGCUACAUCGGAGUGUUUUCCUCACCUUCCUCCGCAUGUCCACACACAAGGAAUCCAAAGAUCACUUCAUUUCUUCUUCUGCAUUUGGAGAAAUCCUCUAUAAUAACUUCCUCUUUGACAUCCCAAAGAUCCUGGACCUCUGUGUGCUCUUUGGAAAAGGCAACUCGACACUACUCCAGAAAAUGAUAGGAAAUAUCUUUAUCCAGCAACCAAGUUACUAUAAUGACCUGGAUGAAACCAUACCCACCAUCCUUGAGGUCUUCAGCAAUAUCCUCCAGCAGUGUGGUUUGCAGGGGGAUGGAGACAGCAGCACACCCCAGAAGCUUGAGGAGAGGGGCCCAUUGACCCCCAGGGACAUGCCUCUCCUGGAGCUAAAGGACGUUAUUCUCUACCUUUGUGAUACCUGCACUACGCUCUGGGCCUUUCUGGAUAUCUUCCCUUUGGCUUGCCCAACCUUCCAGAAACAUGACUUCUGUUACAGACUAGCUUCCUUUUAUGAAACAGCAGUUCCAGAAAUGGAGUCUGCAAUUAAGAAGAGAAGGCUUGAAGACAGCAAGUUGUUGGAUGACUUGUGGCAGAGGUUCUCCCAUUCCAAGAAGAAGCUAAUGGAGGUUUCUCACAUCAUCCUGAACCAGAUCUGCCUCCUUCCCAUCCUAGAAAGCAGCUGUGACAAUGUUCAGGGCAGCUGUGACAAUGUUCAGGACUUCAUCGAGGAGUUCCUUCAGAUCUUCAGCUCCUUGCUACAAGAGAAGAGGUUCCUCCGUGACUAUGAUGAACUCUUUCCUGUGGCUGAAGACAUCAGCUUGCUGCAACAGGCCUCCUCAGUCUUGGAUGAGACACGCACUUCCUACAUCCUCCAGGCAGUGGAAAGUGCAUGGGAAGGAGUGGACAGGCAGAAAGCCAUGCAUACAAAAAAACCAUCAGUGGCCAAGGAUCCUAGUAGAGAUUCUAAUAGGGUCACAGUGACAGCAGAGCCAGCCAGUAAAAUGCUAUCACGACUGGAGAACUCAGAGCAAGAGGAGCUCUCACAGCAGUGCAUUGGAGCAGCGGCCUCCCUAGGCCCCACCAUGGGCGGUGUUGAGCUGGACUCACUCAUCUCCCAAGUGAAGGACCUGCUGCCGGACCUUGGGGAGGGCUUCAUCCUGGCCUGCCUGGAACACUACCACUAUGACCUAGAGCAGGUGAUCAACAACAUUCUGGAGGAGAAGCUGGCACCUGCCCUCAAUAAGCUGAACCGCAGCCUAGUCAGGCAGGCAAAGCCAGUCCCCACGCCCCUACUGACAUCUCGUCACAACAUCUUCCAGAAUGAUGAAUUUGAUGUGUUCAGCAGGGAUUCAGUGGACCUAAGCCGAAUACGCAAGGGCAGGAGGAAGGAGGGGAACACUCGGAGCCUGCUGAAUGACAAACGUGCAGUGGCAGCACAGCGGCAGCGCUAUGAGCAGUACAGUGUGGUGGUGGAGGAGGUGGUGGAGGAGGUGCCACUGCAGCCAGGUGACUACCAUGGUGAACACUAUGAGGAUGAGUAUGAUGAUACAUACGAUGGCAACCAGGUGGGUGCCAAUGAUGCAGACCCAGAUGAUGAGCUCAUCAGCCGCAGGCCCUUCACCAUCCCUAAGGUGCUGAGAACCAAAAUGCCCAGAGAAGGGCAGGAGGAAGAGGAUGAAGAGAAGGAGGUGGAAGACAAGGGCCCCAAGCUUGACCAUUUUGUGCAGGACCCUGCAGUACUGAGGGAGAGGGCAGAAGCCAGGCGCAUGGCCUUCCUUGCCAGGAAGGGGUACCGGCAUGACAGCUCAACAGCAGUGGCCGGCAGCCCGCGGGGCCAUGGACAGAGCCGGGAAACGACACAGGAACGCAGGAAGAAGGAAGCUAACAAAGCAACAAGAAGCAACCACAACCGGAGAACCAUGGCUGACUUCAAGAAAAGCAAAGGCAUGAUCCCUUCCUGAGGCCUCCUCUCCAUCUGGCUCUUUGUGGGCCCCCAACUUCAAUCUGACCCCUCAACAGCCUCAGCUUUGCAACCCCUGAGAAGGCCACCUCGUUGCCCACCAGCCAUCCAGGAGCACCUUCGUGUAGAACACACAUGCUUUAUCCCUUGGCAGAGCCUACGGGCCAUUGAGAAACCUCUUUUCCAGCUGCACGGGUGGAAAGGAUAGCCCCCAAGACAACACCCCCAGACCUCGUGCACCAGACACCACUUCCCUUUACUCCUGGGUGGCAGGAAACCUGUAUGUUCAGAAAGAAAACAACAAGGCCUACAAAUAAAGUUUCUGACCCUUUCCAGCAGCAGCAACAACAACAACAACAAAACAGAGACUUGAUCUUCAUCUCCUUGACCAACCAGCCCAGCUUGGUGACCAGGAUCCACUCCUUGUUCUUGGCCUUGCUGCUACGAGCCCUGUGGGCUGGGCUCCAGCCCCUACCAUACCGUUGGCCUUUAAGGCCACUACUGAAGCCAGGCUAACACAGCCUUCUAUGGAUGGGUCUCUGUUGCCUCUGGACUCUCCUGCUACAUUGGCCCCAUCUACCAUUUGGUGUUUUCUUGAGAAAGAAACUCUUGUUAUUAAUUUAUUAUUAUUAUUAUUAUUAUUAUUAUUAUUAUUAUUAUUAUUAUUAUUUAGAUGAGCAUAAUGGUUCAUGCUUGUGAUCCUA